This is a messenger RNA of Epinephelus moara (kelp grouper), 954 nucleotides long. Its product is annotated as olfactory receptor 10J4-like. NCBI's taxonomy places the organism in Eukaryota, Metazoa, Chordata, Actinopteri, Perciformes, Serranidae. Gene Ontology annotation, molecular function: olfactory receptor activity; G protein-coupled receptor activity. Bases 1 to 954 code for a protein of 317 amino acids. Gene Ontology annotation, cellular component: membrane. The record is from RefSeq and is a predicted model, not a curated record. The transcript has a single exon. Gene Ontology annotation, biological process: G protein-coupled receptor signaling pathway.
AUGGAAAACAGUACUGUCUUUGAUUACUUAAACUUCACUAUGUUCAUGAACAUUGGGCAUUACCGUUAUCCAGCCUUUGUCUUUUGCCUUCUGCUCUACAGCUUUAUUGUGUCUGCUAAUCUUACCAUGAUAAUUAUAAUAUUACGGGAGAAAACGCUACAUGAGCCCAUGUACAUUUUCAUUGCAUUUUUAUCUGUCAAUGCUCUGUAUGGUUCCAUGGGUCUCUUCCCCAGAUUCCUCAUGGACCUACUGACUGAUACUCAUUUCAUCUCUCGUCCUGCUUGUUUUACACAGAUCUUUAUUAUUUACACAUAUGCUUCUUAUGAACUGACCAUUCUGAGCAUUAUGGCAUAUGAUAGAUAUGUUGCUGUGUGUCAUCCUUUACAUUAUCACAGAAAGAUGAACUCUAAAACUGUCUACACUUUGACAUUUUUUGCUUGGGUCUGUCCAGCCUGUAACCUUACAAUAAGCCUUAACAUGAUUGUCAAGCUUCCUCUGUGUGGUAACAAUAUACAGAGGGUAUACUGUGCCAGCUGGAAUAUUGUAAAAUUAUCAUGUGUUACCAGUGCUGUUAACAGUAUUGUUGCUUUGUUGGGGGCCAUAGCCAUAGCCUUUGUCCCCUUUAGUUGUAUCUUGUACACGUAUCUGAGAAUUGUGGUUGCUUGUUGGAAGUCAUCAGAGGUCAGAGGAAAAGUAUUACAGAGCUGUCUUCCACACGUUAUUUCAUUUGUGAUAUAUUCCAUCACAUCAUUUAGUGAUACUGCCCUGAGCCGACAAAAUCUUGAAGAGAUAAAUCCAUUUGCGGCUAUAAUUUUGUCACUAGAAUUUGUUAUUAUUCCUCCAGUUCUGAAUCCUCUUGUGUAUGGCCUUAAAUUACCAGAAAUUAGAAAACAAAUAUUUAAGACAUUAUGUUUAAAACCCCACACUAAAAGAACCUCUGUAGAACAUUGCUAG